Messenger RNA from Chlorocebus sabaeus (green monkey), 2771 nucleotides. The record is from RefSeq and is a predicted model, not a curated record. Lineage: Eukaryota; Metazoa; Chordata; Mammalia; Primates; Cercopithecidae.
AUGCACCUGCAGUCUCACCCCUUCUUCCUGGUUGGCUUUAGAGCCCUGGAGGACUACACUUAUCCCCCUCGGCAGCCUGCGGAGCCAGCAGGCCCUGACCUGUCCAGCAAGAUACUUCAGGAACUUAACCGAAGUCCAAAGUGCUUCUACCUCCAGGGCCCCGGCUUAAGAAAACACACACACACACGCGCGCGCGCACACACACACACACGCACACACACUCGGAGACCAGCCCCAGACACGCCGCGGGAGACACUUCCUACCCCGCGCGCCCCGCCGCCGCCGCCGCCGCUCCGGGCUGGGCUCGAGGCGCAGGCGGCCCCGGGCCCUCGGAGCGCCCCGGCCCGCGCUGACAGCGCCCGCGCCCCGGCCCGGCCCCCGCCCGCAACUCGGCGCAACUUUCCCGCGGGCAGGCGCCCGCCGCCGCUGGGCCCGCUCCCCGCGCGCCCCGGGCCCGCACGGACCUGGCUAUACUGGCGGCGCCUCCGGGACGCGGCCGCAGCCCCGCGCCCGGCGGCCCGAGCAGGGCCGGGCUGGGGCUCCGGCUCAGGCUCCGGGCUCGGGCUCCGGCUCCGGCUCCGGCUCCGGCUCGCUGCGGAGCCGCGCGCAAACCUUCCGGGUCGCCUGCUGUUCACUUCUGGGUUCUGCAAGCGCCGAGGCGGCGGCGGCGGCGGCGGCGGCGGCGGCGGGAGGCUGGGUCUGCAGCGCCGCGCGGCCCCCCGUGCGCUCGGCGAGCCCCCGCGCCAGGCGCCCGGCUCCGGGGGGGCCGCGUCGGGCCCCCGCCUCUCCGGCUGCGCAGCCCGUCCGGCCCCGGGCCCUCCCGCGAGUGGGCAGCGCCGGGCGCUGGCGACUGCGCGCGAGGGGAGGGGGCCGGGCGGGGGGCGGGGGCGGGCCGCGCGCUGGGGUCCCCGCUCGGGCCCCGGGGCCUCGUCUUGCGCUCACCGCCGCCGCCGCCGCCGCCGCCGCCGCCUGGCAAAGUUGCGCUGCGCCCCCCCGCUCGCUCCGCGCCGGAGGCAGAGCCACAAAGGAACUCCUCGCCCCCACUCCGCCCCCCUGAGCCGCGCGGGGAGGGCACCGGCGCCCGGCCCUAGGACAGCCCCUUCCCCAGCGCGGGGGCUCCCGGGGCCCCGGCGGCCGCGGCCAUUGUCCCGCCCAGGCCCGGCGGCUGCCUCGCCACCCCACUCCCGGGUGAUGGCGGGCUAGGGACAUGGGCCUGGCGGGCCACGGUCCUGACCAGGCCGAGCCCGUGCGGUGCCAGGCUGCCCCUGGGGGUCUCCCUCGAAGAAGGCCGCCUGGAGGGGACCCCCAGAAUGAACCCUCACCCCUGAUAACAAACGACCGUGCUCAAAAUCCAGGCCGAUUUUUUUUAAGACGAGGACAUAGGGGUGGGGAGUAGAAGUUUGCACAGGCCCAGCCACCCCUCCCUCGCUCUAGGCCGGAUCCCCAACGGAUGGGGCGGCCUGAAGCUGGCAGCGGCUCUUCUCGCAGAGUCUAUCAGAGGUGGCACCGGCUGUCCCCCGGCUCCAGACCUCAGAGCCAUCUGUAUGACUCCUCCUCCCGCCUCACCCUCCCCAGCCAAUCAGUCACCAAGUCCUCCUGAUUCGGCCUCCCGAGCUGUGUCAGCUUCCAAACUUCACUUCUACCUGAGGAGGCAGCCGGUUCCCGGAUCUCUUCACUGGCUUAGAUUUCUAUGACAUCCACCACCACCCGACCGCUGGGCCAGGAUGGAUGAGGGCUGGCCCUGCCCUCAGGGAGCGCGCAGUCCCCAGGCAAGGGCACACAGAUAAACAAUCAUCUGCCGGUGUUUGUCCUCCAGGAAGCAUUUCCAAAUUCAGUAAAUAUUCAUAGAGGACCUACUAAACAUCAAACACUGUACUGGUUGGCUGGGAGCAUAGCAAUUAAAAAACUGGAUGAUGCCCCUGCCCUCACCAAGAUUCUAUUCUAGCACAGGAUGGCAAACACUGUGGGCAACUGGAAGACAGGGCCCAUAGGGGCUGCUUGUUCUCAAGCCCCAAGCACAGUGCCUGGCACAGAGCAGAGGCACAAGAAACCUGUGUGGCGUGAAUUAGUUGGAAUUUUAAAGCAUGGCGGGAGAACACAGAGGAGGUCACUCUUUUUUCCAGAGAGGUGGAGAGGGCUUCAGAAAUUGGCUCUGAGGUGAGCGAGGUGGGGAAGAAAGGAAGGCCUUCCAGUUUCCAGAAAUGAUGAUAAUCAAAGGACCAACCCAUUGCUGAGAAAUUCAAUGAGAUAAUAAAUUAAUAAACGGGGGAAGAAGAGACAAAUUGCCUAUGCAGAAGAAUUCCAAAUGAUUUAUGCAGACACUCAGGGAGGGGGAGCAUCACUCCCUACUCCUUAGGAGUAGAUUGCAGAUAGUGACGUCCUCCCCAAGCGCACAGUAUGGAAAGGGAGGGGAAAGGAGUAACUUUACGGGGAGAGACCUGAUGACUGCUACUUAGAAAAGUGAUCAAGGCCAAGAUCGACAGCCACAAAUCAUGCUGAUACGUGCUUGAUACUAUGUGAUGAAAAUGACACUUUACCUUUGUGGUCUUCCUCCCAAUAACCCAUAACCCCAGCCUUGUGAGAAAAACAGACUCCAACAAUGGGCUAUCCAACAAAAUUGCUGGCUGACCAGUACCCCUCAAAACUAUCAAGGUCAUCCAAAUCAAGGAAAAGUCCGAGAAACCAUCACAGCCAGAGGAGCCUAAAGACACGGCCAGGCGCAGUGGCUCACGCGUGUAAUUCCAGCACUUUGGGAGGCCAAGGCGGGCGGA